AUGCCAGCCCCGUCACUACUGCAGUUGGCCAUGGCCACUGCCAUCAAACACGUCAAGUAUCAAAAGGCUAAUGUUGGCAAUGAAGCACUAAACGAUAUCGGAAACCUGCCUUAUAAUCUUGUUCGCCCCAUUUUGCUGAAAGUUGACAACCCAGAGAAGCUGCACGCGAUGGAAUUACUCUCCCCACACCUGGUCGACGAAGACCAAGAACUAUGGCUCGACUUCAUCAAACGCGACAUCCCACAAUGGGAACGAUACGAACUCCCCGAAAAGACAAACCAAUGGUACGAGAUAUACUGCGACCUCCGCACAGACGUCCAACGAGCCUUAGACGCCGACGCCGAAAAGAUGAAAAUGGCUCUAGACGGAAUUAAAUCUGAACGAACACGAUUGACACCUAAAAUCAUCUCGGGCCCUGAAAAAGGAUCGCGAUCAAGAUCUACUUUCCGCCACCGCUUCUCUGGCAUGCCUGGUAUGUCUGCCGACAAGAAGAAAUCCACUAUAUUCACUGCGCCACGACGGAACAAUGUCUUGGCCGUACCUACGAAGCAUCUCAGCACCCGCGCAUCACAGGUCAAGAAAGCCCCGAUAUCGCUUAUUGAAGAACAUCGUCAGCCGACGGAUCAGCCAGCUAAAUCAACUGUUCCUUCUAGACGGGAUCAAGAAAGGGUGCCUGUUGCGCCGGGGCGGUCGAGACUGCAGAGCUCAUCUUCGCGUCCGGUGCAUGAGUCAAAGAGUCCCGCUCUUGCUGAGAGGGAGGCGAGGCUGCGGGCAAUCGCGGCUGGCAGACCACUGCCCUCAUCCGAGGGUACUCGGAAACUUCCAACUUAUACUCGGGAUGCGGCUUCUUCGGGGUCAGCUGGUCUUAAGCGCUCGGCUGUAUCGCCGCCGCCAAGUGCUGGUCUUUCUUCUCAUGUACCUCUGGCACGGAGUCAGACUGAUGGCCAAACAGGUGCAGCUCCGGCUACACGCCCGGCUAUACCUGUUCGCAAGCGACCCGACAGCAUUUUCAUUCAACCAAAACGUCGACGUAUUAUCUGA
Penicillium odoratum is the source of this 1041-nucleotide messenger RNA. RefSeq names its product elongin A domain-containing protein. The record is from RefSeq and is a predicted model, not a curated record. The transcript has 3 exons. Gene Ontology annotation, cellular component: elongin complex; nucleus. Lineage: Eukaryota; Fungi; Ascomycota; Eurotiomycetes; Eurotiales; Aspergillaceae. Gene Ontology annotation, biological process: transcription elongation by RNA polymerase II. The coding region runs from base 1 to 1041 and encodes 346 amino acids.